This is a messenger RNA of Electrophorus electricus (electric eel), 1807 nucleotides long. It is a transcript of the gene tslig2, whose product is annotated as chromosome 9 C2orf49 homolog. Lineage: Eukaryota; Metazoa; Chordata; Actinopteri; Gymnotiformes; Gymnotidae. Gene Ontology annotation, biological process: embryonic morphogenesis. The record is from RefSeq and is a predicted model, not a curated record. Gene Ontology annotation, cellular component: tRNA-splicing ligase complex.
UCCUCAUUUUUCGGAAGUGGAAGAGUGAGAUGGCGUCCUACAGACCUGACGGGAAAGCAGGGUUGCCUGACAGAAACGUUACUGACAGCGACCUGCUACUGCACCCAGAACUUCUGUCUCCGCAGUUUAUCAAGCUUAUGUUACAUGAGAGGAAGAUAAGGACAGAAGAUGAAGACGACCCUGACCAACUUACAGAGUUAUACAUACAGCACGUUAUCCCUCUACCACAGCGAGAACUCCCUAACAGUCGGUGGGGGAGACGAAUGGAGAAUACCAAAGCACGCCAGCGCUCGACUACUGGACAUAGCUCAAGUGCUGAUGGCAGGAAAAGGCCUCUGAUUGUGUUCGAAGGCGGCUCCGCCAAGACAGGCGCCGUUAAACUAAAGAAAGGCCAUGACCCCCCCAUUCCGGCGGUUACGGAUCGCCUGAAGCCGCCGCCGUGUGCCGUUGAUCUCACCAACCCCAUACGGAAGCUUUCAGGCUCCUGUACAAACUGCUCUCCCUCUCUGUCCUCGGGUGGGAGUCCCAAGAGUCCUACAGGCAACGGGAGCCUGGGAACCUCCGGCAGCACGAGCGCAAAGCUGAAACGCGGCGCCUCAGAGCCUGGCGGUGCGCCCGGCAGCCCUGAGCUCAAGUCACCUGAGGUGAAAAAAAAGAUUCAGCAUGUCACAUGGCCAUGAUGUCACAUGCCGUCCCCCCUCCCCAACAGCAGCCCCUAACAGGAAGGACUACCAUUACCUUUCGGAAGGUCUGGUGUGUGUCUCAGCCACGGGGUCCUCUGACAGGAGGAGCCAUGUCAGGGAUACGAAGCUCCUGUGUAGCUCCUGGACUCCGAGAGUAGCGUGCGCCCCCUGGUCCCCUCUUGUAGGGUGCCAACGGAGUGCUAGUUAAACGAUUUUACUGCUGAACGUGAUCGCUGUGUGUGGUUUUGGAACAGAACUUUGGACGUGGUUCUGAAAGACGCCGUACGGCUUCCCUGCGGUACUCUGGCCGGUUUAUGUGUACUUUGAAUAAAGAAUGAUGUGUUCACCGCAUUUUCAUUUGGUUGUAAAAUCUGUUUGGGUGUAAGUGUAAGUGACAGGAACCAAGUCUGCCUCGAGUCUUUAAUACAAAAGAAUAUUUUCUAUUUUCAGUUCCACUCACACAAUGUGAAUUUAACUAUCGUUUUACUAGUCUAGAAGGGGUGCAGCAUCACUUGAUGGGCAGCAGACGUGCUUUCUUUAUUUUUAACCAGCGCAUUCCAACACAUUUUUAAAACCACAAAACGUACGCGCUAGUAACUCCAGUCGACGGCGAACACUUCAGGUCGGGAAGACGGUUUUAGGAAAAGAAGACGGCUGCUUGUCACUCUUUCCACAGCUGUCUUGCUCACUGCUGUCCAGGGUUUGGCAACGAUGGCACCAAUCGCGUGUGAUUAGGCAAGAAGUCACACAAAUUCCCAUCUGAGAUGUUAUCAUUCAAGUCACGAUUCUGAUCUAGGGCUGCAUGUGAAAGUGACCCAGAUCAGAUUUGUGUGUUCACACAGCCCUGAAAAAAUCAGAUUUGUCUCAAGGCAAAAAAUAUAAUUUGAGUCACUUUAACUUAUCCUGUGUAAGGGAUGAAAAUUGUCGUUUCAGAUCUGUAAGCUUCCUGUUGAGUCUCUCUCUAAGAUCCUUUAUUCGGAGAGGAAGACACUGUUGAGGGAUUAGUGUUGCAGCCAUUUUACUGUUUGUUAUUAAAUAGUACUUCCUGUUCUUUGCAGUCACACUUCCUGAUGAAGGCAUGUGAGCUGAAAUGUGUUGGAUGCAAUAAAGUUGGAUUUCAGUUC